This is a messenger RNA of Saccoglossus kowalevskii, 5542 nucleotides long. It is a transcript of the gene msi2, whose product is annotated as musashi homolog 2. The record is from RefSeq and is a predicted model, not a curated record. Gene Ontology annotation, cellular component: cytoplasm. Gene Ontology annotation, molecular function: mRNA binding. NCBI's taxonomy places the organism in Eukaryota, Metazoa, Hemichordata, Enteropneusta, Harrimaniidae. Gene Ontology annotation, biological process: regulation of translation.
CGCGCCUUUACCAAAUAGCGCCAAAUGCCCACCCACGACGGGCCAAUCCAGGAGUGAAGCCGUACCGUACCCACGUGUCGCCGUUAGCUCCUCUGCACUCCUUCUUUUUUAGCGGGCUUUAGUAGCUGUAGAAAAUGGAGGCCGAAAGCCAGCAAACCUCCUCAGGAACCUCAAACGAGAUCCCGAAUGACCCCGGGAAAAUGUUCAUCGGAGGUUUAAGCUGGCAGACUACACCAGAUGGCCUUAGAGAGUAUUUUAGUAAGUUUGGCGAGGUAACUGAAUGUAUGGUGAUGCGAGACCAAGCUACAAAACGUUCUAGAGGAUUUGGUUUUAUUACGUUCAGGGAUCCCGCCAGCGUAGAGAAGGUGUUAGCACAGGCAGCGCACGAGUUAGACCAAAAGAAGAUUGACCCCAAAGUGGCUUUUCCUAAGAGGUCUCACCCUAAGAUGGUCACAAGAACAAAGAAGAUAUUCGUUGGGGGGUUAUCGGCAAACACAACAGCUGACGACAUCAAGAACCACUUUUCUCAAUAUGGAAAGGUAGAAGAAGCACAGCUCAUGUUUGAUAAACAGACUAACAGGCAUAGAGGAUUUGGAUUUGUAACUUUUGACAGUGAAGACGUAGUUGAUAAAAUAUGCGAGAUACACUUCCAUGAAGUCAACAGCAAAAUGGUGGAAUGCAAGAAAGCUCAACCCAAGGAAGUGAUGUUCCAGGGAGCACUAGCACGUGGUAGGGCAGCUAUGAGGGGAGCCUACGGGAUGUAUGUGUACCCUCCCAACUUUGCUGCCUAUGGGCGUGGCUUUCCUGGAUAUGCUCCUGGAUUUGCAUAUCCAUUCCCUGGAUUCCCUGGUUAUGGCUAUAUGCCUCAGCCUGCACCUCUACCCCCUCCGACAGUGGGUGGUGAUCGGCGUACUCCUGGCGCACCUCCCUACUCCUACGCAGAUUAUGGCUCUGCUGGUCCAGCUCCUGCAGCAGGAGCUGUGUUAACUCGUGGCACAGUGCCCAGAACAGAGGCCUCUGCUAUGCAUCAGCAUGACUAUGGGCGGGAGUACCAACAUGCAGUGAUAAACAGCUAUCAGAGUUUUGGCCCUCCAGCCUCACCAGCCAGCAGCAGGGCCUAUCACCCUGCUAACAGCACUAGCCCUGGACCCAUUGAUAUCUACUCAGGCAGUCAGGGAGAGAGUGCAGGAGGCUACUUGCAGGCUGCUAGCCCGCAGCCAUCUGGUUUUGGACCUUCUAUUGCAGCCGUCAGCUCGAAGCCUGCAUCUAGCCUCCUCUGCUAUCACCCAGACAUGCUAAAGGGCCCCCUGUUUGCAUCGACUUUUCAUAAUGGCUAUCCCUGAUCUGCUUGGCAUCCUAAAUAAGAGGCUGGUUUUAGCAGUAGUAUCGGCUAUGGAGCAAUCCAGGGAAGGAAUUUCUAACUUAGGAAACUGCUAUUCUUUUUACAACAACAACAACAAUCGUCAGCUCACUGCCUUUUUUCUACAUGUGACAAACUACUAAUCCAGACUGAAUAUAAAGCUCUUAAAAAUAAGGAGUAAUAUGCAUGUAUGUCAUCCAUGGAAUUUUUUAAAACUACUUUUAUUCAUUUAAUCUAUCCAGUUUUGUGGAUCUAUAAAGCUCUUUGUGAAUCCAUGAGAAAACAGCUCUAUUUGAUUUUGGGUUGAUUUUCUAUGAAAUUCUUCUAAAUUUAAAGACACUACAAAUAUACACAUGCCUAUAUCCAUGGUAAUGUUUCUUUGUUUCAACACAAUCACUAUGUAUUAUACUAUUUUAAUGGGUAAAUGGUAAGAUAAGGAUUUUUAAUUAAUUUUCUUAAUCAUUAGCUUUUUAGAUGUGUAGUGUAAUUGUUUCUUAGUCGUUAGAUGUGUUUGAUUAGUAAAUAUUCUUAUUUGCUGUUUUAAUAUGAAUUACAAUUUUCAUUCAAUAAUGGGUCAUAUAGAGGUAUAAUUAAGUCCUUCAAUGUGAUUUAAUAAUUUCAUUUUUUUUUUAAUUUUACCACAAUUUUAAAUACUUUAAAGAUUUGACUCCUCACAAUCCUUAAAAAAAAAAUGACACAAAUUCCUAAGAAAGAGAAAAGGUUACUCUAUUUUUUUGUACACAAGGUCUUAUCCAUGCAGCAACUUUUUAAAAAAAAUACUACUUAUGUUACCAUUGUAGUUUUUGUAAGAUAUGUAGUGGUGAAUCGAUGAGAGCCUCCAAAAAAUGAAGCUCUAUAUUUUGACAAACCAAAGCUUCGUUUAAAGAGGGCUUUAUAUAUACACAUUACACAAAAUUUAAAGAGUCACAGUUCAGCUGAAGAAAAACCUUGAUGACUGUGACAGGAUGUAUCUAUGUAAAUUUUUAUUGUAUCUAUGCUGUUUAAAGUGUGUUGUAGUAAUGGGAAUGAUCAGUUCUCCAGCAGGAGUGUAAUUGCGGUGUACUUAAAAAAAAAUCAUAAGUUUAUUUUGAUAAGAGCAAGAGUGUUAAUGUCACGUAUGUAUGUAUGUAUAAAGACAGACCUUGUACAACAGGUUGACCAUCUACAAGCUGGAGUUGCUAGAUGGCUAAGGCAUGUAGAACACUGGAAACAACUAUCAUUAACCUGUUCACACUGGAGGAAAAUGUCCCAAUUUAAUGCUUAUUUACUGGACAAGAACAGAGUUGCAGUGUUACCUCGGCUAUGCUUUUUAAUGCAGUGGGAACUGUUUCAAAAUGUGUAGUAAUACUUGAAUUAUGGAAACGUAGUACUUAGAAAGUACUGAAGUACAGUUUUUUCUGAAGAAUAGCCACAUGUCAUUUCAACAAUUUGGGUUCUAAGCACUACUUGUGAAAUGUCAUCCACAAAAAAAAAAAAAAACUUUGUAUUGCAUAACAAAGUUCUUCGGUACUUCAGUUAUAGCAAGAUCUCAAAUUCUCAAAAUUAGUUAAAUUAACAUUCUUGCUCAAAAGAUUUAUUUUUACAGUAGCAACCAGAGGGAACACUGUAAAUCUGAGGGCACCAACCUGCCUUACUCAAAAGUGUAUAAAUUUGUAAAUUGUCACUCAAAGACGUUUCCUCUAGCGAUAACAAGGCUAAUACCGUCUGUACUGAUACUCAUGGAUACCCAUUAAAUGAUUAUAACCCAUAGGAUUUUUUUUCUAUACAUACUAUUGACUAUACAUUUAGAAUGAUCAGCUAUCCAAUUUCUUGUAGUAUAGCUCAGUGUUCUUUCAAACCCCAACAGAAAAGAAAGCUGUAACUUGGUACAAUACGGAAUAUCUCAUUUACUAUUUCAUGGAAUUAUUUACUUCGUUCAUUAAGAGAUAUUUUUUAGAAUGCUGAAUGUAGUGGAAGACCAUGUUAUGACAUUUACAGAUUAGUUUUUAGGGAUUUGACAGAACACUAUGCAGGCCUGUCCAGUUAAUAAUUUAUUAAUAUUCAUUCUUUACAAAGAAUAUUUUAUGAUCAUACAAUUGUGAAAAAACAGGAUGCUUAGUAGCGAUGGAACAAAUACUUUUUUUGUUUUUAAGUAUGUUCAAAAUUGUUUGGUUAAUAAUGGAUAGUAAAUUAUUAGCGAUAUAAUCGGCCAUGGUUUGAAUAUUUACCAAAUGACAGUAUGAAGUCCGCUAUAUGGUUGGUGUCGCAUCUUUGCAAACAAUGUUGUGUGGCAAUAUAUUCGGUUGUUGCUAGAGUGUAGGCACUCUCCAGAACAUGAAGUGUCUUUCUGGCAGGUACCUACACUCUGGCUUAACUUUUUAAAAUGACAAUUACUGGUCAGCCCUCUGACCUAACAAUACAAAGAAUCUACCUUUUUGAGCCGCAAUAUUUCUUUUAUCAGUACUAUUUUACAUCAUGAAAUUAAUGGCCAAAAUUGUGAACAAUUUCAGCUUUUUUUUAUUAUUUUUUAUUUGGAAAACUGAAUUUCAAACAUGCAUCCCUAUGGAUAUUUUGGAAGAACUUGCCCCUUUUUGUUUUAACAAUAUUUUCUUUAGAUCUCUGAUAUUAAAGAUUGUAUUUUGAAUAAACAGCUGGAUUUUUAGAAGACAUUGCUACAAUGAAUUGUUACCACACAUUUUGGAUACCAAGUUUUGUUUUUGACAACUGAUAUGUUUGCAAUAUCGUAAAUAUGGAGUUUAUAUUUAUUACUUAUUACACAUUGUAAUUACAAGUUAUUGGCACUGACAUGGUAAGGAUUGAAUUGUGAACUUUUUCUCUGAUUCUUGAAAUUCAAUUCUUCCAUCGAGUGAUCCUGACUUCAUUGUGAAGUUAGUCAAUGGGCUUGGCUGGAUCAAACCAGGAACUUGUCCAUGGAGGUGGAAGGGUUGAUUUGUCAAUCAACGGCAACAAAAUAAUUUCGCUACAAAAUGCAAAAAAAAGGUUGUAGCUCUUGUUCUCAUUACCCCAUUUCCAUGUUAGAUGACAAAAAAGUUAUCCGCGUUAUCUGGAGUGAAGACUGUGGAGCUGCCUUUCUUAUGGAUGCAAAUUUUUAAAAAUUUGACGGGUACUCUGCAGAUAAAGCAAAUGUGCUAAUAUAUAAGAACUUCAGGGAAUUAUAAUAAAAAUUGUAUUGUGAAUUUUUCUCCAUGUCAUGUAAUAAUACUUCAAUAUUUCUCACAUUUAUUAAGUGUGUGAUACAUGGCUUUAAAAGCCUGUCAUUUUUAGCUCUGCCUUGUGUAAUUUUUUAACUGUGACGGUCAGUGUACAUGCUGCAAAUAUCUCUUUAAUUCCAGCGUGUCGUGUUAUUGAUAGUUGUGUUCUUUGUCUCCAUGAGUGUCAGUGCUUAUGCAUAGUGUUGUGUAUUAUGGUAAUUUGAUUAAAAUGUAAUAGAAACAAUGCCGCAAGUGUUGCAGGCAAUGUCUGCUAUAUUUUAGCUAUAUCUUUAGAUGUCAGCAGUUCAUUUAAAUUGAAGUGUUGCAGCAUAUUCAUGUAUGAAUGAAAAAGACAUAGAUUUUACCAAAGCUGAAUUUUUAAACUUUUACCGACAAUAAGAAAACAAGUGCCGGAAAUCAGGGUACCAUAGCUUGUAUAUGAAAAGUAAGUUUUUAUUUUCAUUUAUGAAAACUAUGGGUUGGUAUCUAGGACAGAUAAUGUUGUGGUACAUAAAAAAGGUAGAUCUAGAAAGUACAAACUGUUUAUGCUCUGGAUGUACUGCUUCAUCAUGCCAGGUUUCAGUGAGAAAAUAUUGUGGCUCAAAGUCACUUGCUAGAUUUUUUACUAGUGUAAAGUAAAUUUAUUGUAGCAUGACUUACAAGAUCUGUAAUACGCUAUAAGCAACCUAGACGAGAUCUCAACAAUUAUUUAUUUUCUGUAUCUCAUUGAGUGAAGCAGUCCUCCAGAACCUGAUCAUGGUUGUACAAAAUUUGGGGAAAUAUUUUUGACAGCAUCCAGUACUAUGAGUUUGAAUUGUGUCUCUGAUUUUUUCUGAGGCUUUACACCUAUUAAAAAAAAUGCCAAUAUUUUGAUAUUUUGGAAUUGCGGUGUGCAGAAUUGUCCACACUGUGGCAUUGUUUCUAAUUACUGUGAAUUUGUAGCUGUACUGGAUAAACAACACAUUGUAUGUUUAUUAAACAUGUCUGUAAA